Centruroides sculpturatus (bark scorpion) is the source of this 1081-nucleotide messenger RNA. Its product is annotated as protein YOP1-like. Lineage: Eukaryota; Metazoa; Arthropoda; Arachnida; Scorpiones; Buthidae. The transcript is spliced from 4 exons. The coding region runs from base 139 to 603 and encodes 154 amino acids. The record is from RefSeq and is a predicted model, not a curated record.
AACAUAGGUCCUAAUUCAGUAGAUGGCGUUUCCCAGAAUUUUUCGAAUUUAAAUUUUAACUUCUUAAAACAAUUUUUUCACGAUUGGAAAGAAUCGAAAACUUUACCAAGAAAUAUUUUAAAAUAUUAAUAGAAAAAUAUGGAAGUUUUAGUAGAAAUGCUCAACCGAAUAUCCGUGAAAUUGCAUUCCAACAACAAGUACACAAGAAUUCUCGGCAAAUUAGAGCAGAAAUGUGGCUGCAACAGAUUUUUCAUCGUCAAAUUUUUAAUGAUUAUACUAGCUGUAUACACCGCAGUUGGUUAUGAAAAUGAAUUUGUCUGCACUUUCACAUCGAUCGUCUAUCCCAUUUACGCUUCAAUGAAUGCGAUUCAAAGAGAAACACCACGAGAUACAGAAAUUAUACUGACAUAUUUGGUGAUAUUUGCAUUAAUUUAUCUGUUUGAAAAUUUAUUUGACGCCGUAAUGACUUUGAUUCCUUAUUAUUGGUUGAUGAAGAUGUUAUUCCUGAUCUGCUUCGCUCCAGUUUCUAUCAUUAUUUCUCUAUCGAAACGUCUUGAGUGUACUGAUGACAAGUAUUUUAGUAGAGAAACGCAACGGUUCUGAUUUGGAUAAUGAACUCGCAACAAAAUCAUCCUAAAUGAAGACAGACAGUUGUAAACAAGAAGAUUGUAGAGUUGAAAAUUCCGAUCAGGAGGAAGAUUUUUAAGUAGUUAAUGCUCGGAAAAUAGGAUGUGAUGUGUUUAAAUUAAAUAUUUAGUCAUACUUCAACUUCGACAGGUUUUACAAAAUUAUUUUUGAAUAAAAGUGAUUUAUUAACAUAAAAAAUCUCAAUGGGAACUAACGUGACUUAGAUUUUUGUUUCAAUCAGGUUCAAAAACACUUCAGAGCCAGUUAAAUUUAAAACUUAAUGUAUAUAUUGAAAAUAAACGUAUGUACAGUUACAAUUAAAGUUCACAUAUAAGAAUUACAAACAUUAGAUAUUAACAAAGUUCGAGGUAAUCAUCCACUGCAACAGGUCCGUCGGAAAAGCACCUUGCGACGUACAAAUUCAAAGUCCACAACAAUACAACAAGAUGAGGCA